This is a messenger RNA of Pieris macdunnoughi, 1416 nucleotides long. Lineage: Eukaryota; Metazoa; Arthropoda; Insecta; Lepidoptera; Pieridae. The record is from the annotation of a GenBank genome assembly.
AUGAAGCAAUUAACGUGCAUCGCGGUCAGUACAAUACUAUACAUGAAAAAUGCUUUCUCUGAAGAAAACUACCAUACAGAAACAUUUGCGAACAUAAAGUUGCGACUUUUAAAGAAAACCUGCAGCGAUGAAACAGCACAGUUUGUUAGUUCGUCUAUGCUAGCAGCUUUAAGUGCCGUUGAAAAGAAAUAUUUAGACUCAAUAGCUCUAUGCUUUUACGAGGGCGAAGAUACGGCGAACAAUUUAUCGGAAUAUCACAUAUUUAAAUAUCACUAUAAAUCUGGCGAGGCGACAAUGACUAUCAGUUCAAAGAGCAAAGAUACAGAGAGACGCACGUCAUGUUCAUUACAGGAUGUCAAGAAGAAAACCUUACAAAUGAUUCGGGCGUGUAUGGUUUUUAUGAGUUGUUCAAACUUAUUUACUGAAAAUACUAACAUCGGCAUUCGAAUUUAUUUUACUUCAGACGCACCCGAUGGCUACGAAGUGCCCGGUUUCACAUUCGUGGACGAAGAGAUAGAUCCUUUAAUGUUAACUAUGAGUGAAUCCAUCAAAUUGGGUUGUGUCGAGACGCCAUAUCAUUCGCUAACAGCCCGCGGGAAUAGAAGCUGUACUUUCAAGGACAGCAAUGAGGCGUAUGCAUCUCAAAAUGUGCCGGUCCUCACAAAUGACACGGAUUUUUCUGAUACAAUUGAGUCAAAAUGGAAUUGUCCGUGCAAUAAAUACAACGAUAAACGCGAUACAGCACUGCUUACUUGCCAAUACUGUAAGAAUGUUCAACACGCGGUCUGUUAUGGUAUUCCCGAAGAGAAUGCCGCAGACGUCACAGGCCACUGUUGCAUACAGUGCUAUGAUAAUGAUAAUACUAGAACUGCUACCGACUCUAGCCUAACCACGAUGGCCAUUAAGAAGAGAUCCUCGAUAUGCCUGUUCCGUCGUGCGCUUGCGGUGGCUCUGCAAAUGUCAACUGUAGGGUCCGAGGACUUUGUUCGUAAUCUCGAGUUAUCCGAGCAAAGUGCUAUUAAUCUCCUGCGAACAUUUUUCUCAUACGAAAUUAUUAAGAAGGAGCCCCAACCCAUGCUCCAGCACAAGAUAAUGAAGGAUAACUUAAAUCGCGUGUAUUCCGAUUACUUUCAAAGAAGCAAAUUCGAUUCUAUUAUUUCACAAUCUAAGGCAGUACCGAACGAUCCGUUAUCGCAAGUUUUAAGUCCUUCAGAAAAAAUUAACUUACAAAGCGCCUCUAACAUUUGUGAAUUGGUUGAAAUGCCAUCUGGAAGUAACAAGAAUGAAUCCAUGGCGGAGUAUGAAGGGGCAAUUUCUAAUAUAGAUAUACAUAUUAUGCCGCCAAUUAAAAAGGUCGCUAAACGGAAAAUACCUUCCCGCGCAAGCCAGGAGAAGGCAAAGAGAGGACGGAAGUAA